Messenger RNA from Histoplasma mississippiense, 2499 nucleotides. RefSeq lists its product with no specific name. Gene Ontology annotation, molecular function: nucleic acid binding; RNA-DNA hybrid ribonuclease activity. The record is from RefSeq and is a predicted model, not a curated record. NCBI's taxonomy places the organism in Eukaryota, Fungi, Ascomycota, Eurotiomycetes, Onygenales, Ajellomycetaceae. The coding region runs from base 1 to 2499 and encodes 832 amino acids. The transcript is spliced from 3 exons.
AUGGACGCGCUGCGGAAGCGCAGGGAAUGGACUCGAACAAUAGAGAAAGUCAAGCAAGAGCACUGGAAAGAAUUUCUUGACAAAGCAAGUGCAGGCAACCACCUGUGGAAAGCAGCAGGAUACAUCUGCCCCUCAGACAAUUACGCCAACAUUCCGCCCCUGGUAGUUGAGGACACUGAAUAUGCCGACAACAAAGACAAAGCUCAAAUACUACUGAACAGUUUCUUUCCUCCAGCUACAUUCUCGCCGAGAGAACCCCCCACCCCAACCUGGGAGGAACUGCCCUGGGAGCCAAUCACAGAGGAAGAGAUCCUGGCAACACUGGCAAGGACCAAAAGCAAAUCAGCCCUCGGGAAUGAUGGUCUCCCAGCAUUAGUGUGGAAGAGUCUAUGGAAAUACCUGUUGAAACUCAUACACCAGAUCUUCGAAGCAUCAAUCAGACUGGGACACUACUCAACAAGUUGGAAGACUGCGGUGAUUGUAGUACUACGGAAACCUGGGAAACUGGACUACACGGCCCCUGGAGCAUACCGCCCGAUCUCACUCCUUAACACACUGGGAAAGAUCCUGGAGGGAGUGAUCGCGAAACGCCUUACAUACUACACAGAGAAAUAUAACCUCCUCCCAAACACACAAUUCAGAGCCAGACCAGGCAGAACUACAGAACAGGCACUUCUAAUCCUGGCCAGCGCCAUCAACCAGGCCCAGAAACGCGGUAGGGUCCUGACCCUAGUCUCCUUUGAUAUCAAAGGGGCCUUCAAUGGGGUAAAUAAAGACACAUUGGAGGCCAGGCUCAGAGAGAUGGGAAUCCCUCAGAUAGCGCGCAGAUGGGUCCAGAGCUUCAUGGGAAACAGGUCUGCCAAUAUCAAAUUCGACGAUUUCAGCACCGAGGUAGCCUCGCUUCCUAACGCUGGCCUUGCCCAAGGAUCUCCCCUCUCCCCAAUCCUCUUCACCAUCUUCAACUCGGACCUGGUCGACCAAUCAGUAGAUCACAAUGGAGGCGCAUCCGCCUUUAUAGAUGAUUAUUUCCGCUGGAGAACCGGACCAAACACAGAAAGUAAUCUGCAAAAGAUCCAACAGAUAGAUGUCCCUAGAAUCGAAGAAUGGGGGUUCAUCAUGAUGAAUGGACACACCAUCUCACCAUCACCAGAGGUCAAGCUCCUGGGAGUAUAUUUUGACCAGGAACUAAACUGGAAAACACACACACAAUAUAUGGUCAAGAGGGCCACCAACACAUGCGUCGCCAUCGGACGCCUAUCCCACCUACGGCCAGAACAGAUGAGGCAGCUCUACAUUGCCUGUGUAGUCCCCAAAUUGACAUACGCCUCCACGGUAUGGAGGGCCAUGGCAGGGGCAACCUGCAAUGGAAACAGACAUUACUACCCACUAGAGGACACGAUGAGAAUGUUCCACAGAGAGGAGCUGGAACCAAUAGAGACAAUCGACCCAUGCCCCCCGGAACCAUGGCAGAAGCCAGUACUCAAAGACAUCUACCUCGACUCCGACAGGGCCAGAGCCAUCAAGAGAGCUACAGAAAUAAUGGAGAACCCAAUCAAGGCAGUCUUCACUGAUGCUGCAAAGGAGAAUUCAGUGCUUGGAGCAGCGGUGCUGAUCAUGGACAACUCAUACCGCAUCCAGUAUGGCAUACAAGUUGGUGUUGGGCGAGAAAAGCACUGGACUGUCACAACAGCUGAGCUGCUAGCAAUAUACCAUGGACUCUACCUGGUAUGGAGAUCUCACUCAAGUGAGGGGACACCGCCCCCCCACCAGCACCACACAUACACCAUCCUCAGUGACUCCCAUACCGCUCUCCGAGCCAUUGCAAACUCCUCAAAACAAGUUGGAGGACAGAUAGUCCAGAACAUUCUGCGCACAACAAAACAGCUGAAAUCCAUAGGCAUAGACCUCUGCCUCCAGUGGGUACCAGGACACAGUGGAAUCAGGGGAAAUGAAAUGGCCGACCAGCUCGCCAAGCAGUCAAUCAACCCAAACCCAACGCAUGGUUUCCCAAAGCCUGCCUCACACCUUAGGGAAGCCAGCCGCAACAGCACCACACAUGAAUGGAGAGAUGAAUGGUCCUCAACGGCAAAGGGGACUCACCUGCGGAAGAUAGACGCAGCCCUCCCGGGCCAACAUACCCGACGUCUAUAUGCCACACUUCCAAGGCCUCAAGCAAGACUCCUAGCGCAACUCAGAACGGGCCACUCAUGGCUGAAUGAAUUCCGAAACCAAAUAAAAUACACUGACAACAACAAAUGUGAAUGUGGAGCAAAAGAAUUGGUCCAUCAUGUCCUAGUAGACUGCUCAAGACUGCAGCAACAACAUCAGGUUCUGCAACAAAAGAUUGGGGACAGGUUCAACAAUAUCUCCCUGAUGCUAGGGGGUAAACCACCAAACUGGACAAUAAAUGGGACGGAAUGGAAAAUCAGUAGGGGAGACCUUGAUGCGAUCCUAGACUUCACUGAAAACUCGGAAAGAUUCCAAGGCAGAGACAACUAG